AUGAGAUGGUUAGAGGCUGCGGAGAUGGGAGAGGAGGGUUGUGUGGAGUUCGAGCAUGCACCUUGUUGCUUCAUGUUCUCUCUCUGCCCCUUAUCCUUGCCUCCCUCUACCUGUCCCUCCCACCCACACACAGGAGAGGGACAGAGGAGGGCGGGCAGAGGAGCGAAGGGGAGAGAGGGACAGAGGAGGGCGGGCAGAGGAGCGAAGGGGAGUGAGGAGCUCAAGCAUGCACCUUGUUGCCUCAUUUUCUCUCUCUGCCCCUUAUCCUUGCCUCCCUCUACCUGUCCCUCCCACCCACACACAGGAGAGGGACAGAGGAGGGCGGGCAGAGGAGCGAAGGGGAGUGAGGAGCUCAAGCAUGCACCUUGUUGCCUCAUUUUCUCUCUCUGCCCCUUAUCCUUGCCUCCCUCUACCUGUCCCUCCCACCCACACACAGGAGAGGGACAGAGGAGGGCGGACAGAGGAGCGGAGGGGAGUGAGGAGCUCAAGCAUGCACCUUGUUGCCUCAUUUUCUCUCUCUGCCCCUUAUCCUUGCCUCCCUCUGCCUGUCCCUCCCACCCACACACAGGAGAGGGACAGAGGAGGGCGGACAGAGGAGCGGAGGGGAGUGAGGAGCUCAAGCAUGCACCUUGUUGCCUCACUUUCUCUCUCUGCCCCUUAUCCUUGCCUCCCUCUGCCUGUCCCUCCCACCCACACACAGGAGAGGGACAGAGGAGGGCGGACAGAGGAACCGUCCGGAGAGAGGGACAGAGGAGGGCGGACAGAGGAGCGGAGGGGAGUGAGGAGCUCAAGCAUGCACCUUGUUGCCUCACUUUCUCUCUCUGCCCCUUAUCCUUGCCUCCCUCUGCCUGUCCCUCCCACCCACACACAGGAGAGGGACAGAGGAGGGCGGACAGAGGAACCGUCCGGAGAGAGGGACAGAGGAGGGCGGGCAGAGGAGCGAAGGGGAGUGAGGAGCUCAAGCAUGCACCUUGUUGCUUCAUUUUCUCUCUCUGCCCCUUAUCCUUGCCUCCCUCUACCAGUCCCUCCCACCCACACACAGGAGAGGGACAGAGGAGGGCGGACAGAGGAGCGGAGGGGAGUGAGGAGCUCAAGCAUGCACCUUGUUGCCUCACUUUCUCUCUCUGCCCCUUAUCCUUGCCUCCCUCUGCCUGUCCCUCCCACCCACACACAGGAGAGGGACAGAGGAGGGCGGACAGAGGAACCGUCCGGAGAGAGGGACAGAGGAGGGCGGACAGAGGAGCGGAGGGGAGUGAGGAGCUCAAGCAUGCACCUUGUUGCCUCACUUUCUCUCUCUGCCCCUUAUCCUUGCCUCCCUCUGCCUGUCCCUCCCACCCACACACAGGAGAGGGACAGAGGAGGGCGCACAGAGGAACCGUCCGGAGAGAGGGACAGAGGAGGGCGGGCAGAGGAGCGAAGGGGAGUGAGGAGCUCAAGCAUGCACCUUGUUGCCUCAUUUUCUCUCUCUGCCCCUUAUCCUUGCCUCCCUCUACCUGUCCCUCCCACCCACACACAGGAGAGGGACAGAGGAGGGCGGACAGAGGAGCGGAGGGGAGUGAGGAGCUCAAGCAUGCACCUUGUUGCCUCAUUUUCUCUCUCUGCCCCUUAUCCUUGCCUCCCUCUGCCUGUCCCUCCCACCCACACACAGGAGAGGGACAGAGGAGGGCGGACAGAGGAGCGGAGGGGAGUGAGGAGCUCAAGCAUGCACCUUGUUGCCUCACUUUCUCUCUCUGCCCCUUAUCCUUGCCUCCCUCUGCCUGUCCCUCCCACCCACACACAGGAGAGGGACAGAGGAGGGCGGACAGAGGAACCGUCCGGAUCCCUCCCACCCACACACAGGAGAGGGACAGAGGAGGGCGGGUAGAGGAGCUAAGGGGAGUGAGGAGCUCAAGCAUGCACCUUGUUGCUUCAUUUUCUCUAUCUGCCCCUUAUCCUUGCCUCCCUCUACCUGUCCCUCCCACCCACACACAGGAGAGGGACAGAGGAGGGCGGGCAGAGGAGCGAAGGGGAGUGAGGAGCUCAAGCAUGCACCUUGUUGCCUCAUUUUCUCUCUCUGCCCCUUAUCCUUGCCUCCCUCUGCCUGUCCCUCCCACCCACACACAGGAGAGGGACAGAGGAGGGCAGACAGAGGAGCGGGGGGGAGUGAGGAGCUCAAGCAUGCACCUUGUUGCCUCAUUUUAUCUCUCUGCCCCUUAUCCUUGCCUCCCUCUGCCUGUCCCUCCCACCCACACACAGGAGAGGGACAGAGGAGGGCGGGCAGAGGAGCGAAGGGGAGUGAGGAGCUCAAGCAUGCACCUUGUUGCUUCAUUUUCUCUCUCUGCCCCUUAUCCUUGCCUCCCUCUACCUGUCCCUCCCACCCACACACAGGAGAGGGACAGAGGAGGGCGGGCAGAGGAGCGAGGGGGAGUGAGGAGCUCAAGCAUGCACCUUGUUGCCUCAUUUUCUCUCUCUGCCCCUAAUCCUUGCCUCCCUCUACCUGUCCCUCCCACCCACACACAGGAGAGGGACAGAGGAGGGCGGACAGAGGAACCGUCCAGAGUUAGGAGCUCAAGCAUGCACCUUGUUGCUUCAUUUUCUCUAUCUGCCCCUUAUCCUUGCCUCCCUCUACCUGUCCCUCCCACCCACACACAGGAGAGGGACAGAGGAGGGCGGGCAGAGGAGCGGGGGGGAGUGAGGAGCUCAAGCAUGCACCUUGUUGCCUCAUUUUCUCUCUCUGCCCCUUAUCCUUGCCUCCCUCUGCCUGUCCCUCCCACCCACACACAGGAGAGGGACAGAGGAGGGCGGGCAGAGGAGCGAAGGGGAGUGAGGAGCUCAAGCAUGCACCUUGUUGCCUCAUUUUCUCUCUCUGCCCCUUAUCCUUGCCUCCCUCUGCCUGUCCCUCCCACCCACACACAGGAGAGGGACAGAGGAGGGCGGACAGAGGAGCGGAGGGGAGUGAGGAGCUCAAGCAUGCACCUUGUUGCCUCACUUUCUCUCUCUGCCCCUUAUCCUUGCCUCCCUCUGCCUGUCCCUCCCACCCACACACAGGAGAGGGACAGAGGAGGGCGGACAGAGGAACCGUCCGGAGUUAGGAGCUCAAGCAUGCACCUUGUUGCUUCAUUUUCUCUCUCUGCCCCUUAUCCUUGCCUCCCUCUACCAGUCCCUCCCACCCACACACAGGAGAGGGACAGAGGAGGGCGGGUAGAGGAGCUAAGGGGAGUGAGGAGCUCAAGCAUGCACCUUGUUGCUUCAUUUUCUCUAUCUGCCCCUUAUCCUUGCCUCCCUCUACCUGUCCCUCCCACCCACACACAGGAGAGGGACAGAGGAGGGCGGGCAGAGGAGCGAAGGGGAGUGAGGAGCUCAAGCAUGCACCUUGUUGCCUCAUUUUCUCUCUCUGCCCCUUAUCCUUGCCUCCCUCUGCCUGUCCCUCCCACCCACACACAGGAGAGGGACAGAGGAGGGCAGACAGAGGAGCGGGGGGGAGUGAGGAGCUCAAGCAUGCACCUUGUUGCCUCAUUUUAUCUCUCUGCCCCUUAUCCUUGCCUCCCUCUGCCUGUCCCUCCCACCCACACACAGGAGAGGGACAGAGGAGGGCGGGCAGAGGAGCGAAGGGGAGUGAGGAGCUCAAGCAUGCACCUUGUUGCUUCAUUUUCUCUCUCUGCCCCUUAUCCUUGCCUCCCUCUACCUGUCCCUCCCACCCACACACAGGAGAGGGACAGAGGAGGGCGGGCAGAGGAGCGAGGGGGAGUGAGGAGCUCAAGCAUGCACCUUGUUGCCUCAUUUUCUCUCUCUGCCCCUAAUCCUUGCCUCCCUCUACCUGUCCCUCCCACCCACACACAGGAGAGGGACAGAGGAGGGCGGACAGAGGAACCGUCCAGAGUUAGGAGCUCAAGCAUGCACCUUGUUGCUUCAUUUUCUCUAUCUGCCCCUUAUCCUUGCCUCCCUCUACCUGUCCCUCCCACCCACACACAGGAGAGGGACAGAGGAGGGCGGGCAGAGGAGCGGGGGGGAGUGAGGAGCUCAAGCAUGCACCUUGUUGCCUCAUUUUCUCUCUCUGCCCCUUAUCCUUGCCUCCCUCUGCCUGUCCCUCCCACCCACACACAGGAGAGGGACAGAGGAGGGCGGGCAGAGGAGCGAAGGGGAGUGAGGAGCUCAAGCAUGCACCUUGUUGCCUCAUUUUCUCUCUCUGCCCCUUAUCCUUGCCUCCCUCUGCCUGUCCCUCCCACCCACACACAGGAGAGGGACAGAGGAGGGCGGACAGAGGAGCGGAGGGGAGUGAGGAGCUCAAGCAUGCACCUUGUUGCCUCACUUUCUCUCUCUGCCCCUUAUCCUUGCCUCCCUCUGCCUGUCCCUCCCACCCACACACAGGAGAGGGACAGAGGAGGGCGGACAGAGGAACCUCCCUCCCACCCACACACAGGAGAGGGACAGAGGAGGGCGGACAGAGGAGCGGAGGGGAGUGAGGAGCUCAAGCAUGCACCUUGUUGCCUCAUUUUCUCUCUCUGCCCCUUAUCCUUGCCUCCCUCUACCUGUCCCUCCCACCCACACACAGGAGAGGGACAGAGGAGGGCGGGCAGAGGAGCGAAGGGGAGUGAGGAGCUCAAGCAUGCACCUUGUUGCUUCAUUUUCUCUAUCUGCCCCUUAUCCUUGCCUCCCUCUACCUGUCCCUCCCACCCACACACAGGAGAGGGACAGAGGAGGGCGGGCAGAGGAGCGAAGGGGAGUGAGGAGCUCAAGCAUGCACCUUGUUGCCUCAUUUUCUCUCUCUGCCCCUUAUCCUUGCCUCCCUCUGCCUGUCCCUCCCACCCACACACAGGAGAGGGACAGAGGAGGGCGGACAGAGGAGCGGAGGGGAGUGAGGAGCUCAAGCAUGCACCUUGUUGCCUCACUUUCUCUCUCUGCCCCUUAUCCUUGCCUCCCUCUGCCUGUCCCUCCCACCCACACACAGGAGAGGGACAGAGGAGGGCGGACAGAGGAACCGUCCGGAGAGAGGGACAGAGGAGGGCGGACAGAGGAGCGGAGGGGAGUGAGGAGCUCAAGCAUGCACCUUGUUGCCUCAUUUUCUCUCUCUGCCCCUUAUCCUUGCCUCCCUCUACCUGUCCCUCCCACCCACACACAGGAGAGGGACAGAGGAGGGCGGGCAGAGGAGCGAAGGGGAGUGAGGAGCUCAAGCAUGCACCUUGUUGCUUCAUUUUCUCUAUCUGCCCCUUAUCCUUGCCUCCCUCUACCUGUCCCUCCCACCCACACACAGGAGAGGGACAGAGGAGGGCGGGCAGAGGAGCGAAGGGGAGUGAGGAGCUCAAGCAUGCACCUUGUUGCCUCAUUUUCUCUCUCUGCCCCUUAUCCUUGCCUCCCUCUGCCUGUCCCUCCCACCCACACACAGGAGAGGGACAGAGGAGGGCAGACAGAGGAGUGGGGGGGAGUGAGGAGCUCAAGCAUGCACCUUGUAGCUUCAUUCUCUCUCUCUGCCCCUUAUUCUUGCCUCCCUCUGCCUGA
This is a messenger RNA of Closterium sp. NIES-65, 5475 nucleotides long. The record is from the annotation of a GenBank genome assembly. Lineage: Eukaryota; Viridiplantae; Streptophyta; Zygnematophyceae; Desmidiales; Closteriaceae.